UGCUUCCACAUACCUCUCUUACCCCUCUUCCUCAUCUCUGACGUUGUUUAUCGGGAGGGCAGAGUCAACAUCACUAAAAUUCUCAUACGGCUGAAAGACUUGGGUGGCGCGGCUUCCCUUGCUAGGGCUUUAAAACAACUUGUUCACACAGGUCAGAAGGGCCAAAGAGACUACAUGGCACUGAAGAUGCGUGGAUAAUGGCUGCCGGCCUUCGCCAGCCAUAUACUUGGCAUGUCUGUGGAAGUUCGUCUCAAUCAAACAGUUGUCUAGGCCAGUGGAGGUAAUCAUAGGCAUAUUCUCUUUCAACUUGAUGACGAGGCUACCGUUCAUUCCACACUCCCUCCGUUCUCACAGGCUGAUGGGAUGGUUGCGCGUGUAGAACAAGACUACGAAGAAGAAAGCAGCGGGUCAUGUUUGAAAGUUGACUAUCCUAUUGGAGAGUCCCUCGAGGCGCAGUUCCUCAAACGACCUGAGAUUGACAACGGCGUUGCUGCAUCUAUUCGAGUUGGGAUCAAAGGUCUCUCGUUUUACCUCUUGAGGAGAAUGACACUUGAUCGUAAGCACAAUUACGCCAAUUUUGUCAAUGGCCUUGUCGAUGGGGUGAGGGCAUUAGAGGACGCCUUGAAUAAAAUGGGGAUUUACGUCGACUCUAAACAGCAAGUUGCUCCGAACUGGCCGAAGCCUCUCGGAGAACCUGAGCACUCAUUUGGACAACGUGAGGACGAGAUGGGGCUUUUUUUGGAUCACAAGGCUAUGAAAACACUAGUGGAUUCCUGUCCGGUGCAUCCGGUGCAUCCGGUGCAACGAAGGUGGGACAUUUUCGAGUCGAAUACGUGGCAGGACUUUGAAGACAUAAGCCUCCGCAACUGUCCUUGCAUGGUAGUUAGGAAGCUGAUGUACGGUUUCGCAACCACGGCCCUGGCACUAAUGUUAUGCAAUUUUGACGCCGCCGAAGUAAGAGUACAGGAUGCAGUCAUUUCGGGAUAUUCUGAGAUCGCUUUGAGCAAAAGAAUAACAGUAUGUCAUCCUGACCUCCAAUACCACAUGGUGGAGGAGAAACAAAGAGAGGUGAGCGUAUCGGUAAGGUUUAGAGACAUAAUCUAUUACCUAGGGGAACUGAUUUGCUGUGAUUACAUGCCUCACUGGCUCGAUGGCACCAUCCUUGCGAGACCUAGAGCAGAUAACCACGAGAUUUUCGUUCUUUCAAAAAGAGGUUUUACUAUUGUCGUGAUGGCUUCAACCAUCCAUAGCCUCACAUUAUAUUACAUAAUCUCGGUUAUAUAAUUACCGAGAUCUAUACUCGCUUGUACCCUCUAUUCUAAGGCAAGCUUUAUACCGAUUUUUUAUUUUUAAUAAAUAACCGUUCUCUAUAUUUAACGUCGAUGCCCCUGUCGUGACUAUACGAUAACUAUUAAUUACAAGUGCGUAAUGGAGAAUGAGUCGUUUGAUGAUUGUGGCAGAACCCUGCGCGUUCAGUCCGGCCGAACAUCACUGGCUGGAGCUUUUCGCAACAUCGUUGUGGAAGAAACGUUCCUGGUUCCGGAUGGCGCUUUGUAUGAUGUCUUGCAAGGUAUCAACGAAACUGCCGAUGUUGUCUCCUUGGCUGGGAGGAAUACACUGGAACCCAGUCUCAGACCACCGGACACCAAGAUCACUAUGGAUGCCUUUGUCUAAGAGGAUGCCAUCUUAGUUCGACUAAACUUAGCCGGAAAGACAUCAAGGCCAGUGG
Colletotrichum acutatum is the source of this 1729-nucleotide messenger RNA. RefSeq lists its product as uncharacterized. Bases 364 to 1284 code for a protein of 306 amino acids. The record is from RefSeq and is a predicted model, not a curated record. NCBI's taxonomy places the organism in Eukaryota, Fungi, Ascomycota, Sordariomycetes, Glomerellales, Glomerellaceae. The transcript has a single exon.